Sphaeroforma arctica JP610 is the source of this 603-nucleotide messenger RNA. RefSeq lists its product as hypothetical. The transcript has a single exon. The record is from RefSeq and is a predicted model, not a curated record. Lineage: Eukaryota; Ichthyosporea; Ichthyophonida. The annotation marks the transcript as partial.
CUGGGCCACAUCACCUGUUCAUACGAAGUCGAUGUAUUUAUAUUGUAUGUCCUUCAGUUAUACACGUGGAUGUAUGUGAAUACAUGUAUGCACAUGUGUAUGUAUACCUAUAGUUAACAGUUUUCUGAUCUAGUGAACAGCUAUGGCGAGUGACGGGUCCGAUGUGUCUGCCGAUGAGGAUGGCAUCGCAGACUGUGAUGUGAUAGUCAUGCACCCGGGCGCACAGUUCUUGCGCAUUGGGUUGUCAAAGAACCCAUUUCCUUUCACGAUUCUGCAUGCCAUAGCACGUAAAGUGCGAUCACAACCCGAUAAAAAAAAACCAAAGCUAGCUCACGACAAUGACGACAGUGACAGCAAUAGCGACGAUCUAGAAGCUUCAAGUGACGCUAACAAAGCUGACGAAAACCAAAAGAAGUCCGCAAAGACGGCAACAUCCAACUCUGACACGAAAGUUGUACUAUACAAUAGCACUGUAGUGGCCGAAGAGAUACCAAAACAUAUGGACGACCAAGAGGUCACCUGGGAUAAAAUAGACGACUACGAAGGAAGAGACUAUGCCGUCGGCAAUGAGUUGCUAACUUUGGAUCCAACGGAUGUCAAGGU